GUUUCGUACUGUUUCCUGAUCUCAUGCAGUUGUUCUCCUUACAUUGGUUCUGUUUUAAAAGUUUCCUUCGGUAUAUGACACGUAAAUAAGAAGUAUAUGUUGUAGAAGAUUAUAUAAAAACAGUUUUUGUUGCACUGUUUAAUGAUUGCUGUCUUAAAAAUAGCAUUAUACAGGUAGUUUGUUUAAAAAAAAUGAAAAUAACUCGCCAGAAACAUGCCAAGAAGUACAUCAGUUUUUAUAAGUACAAUUUUAAAUUCCGACCUCCUUUUCAAAUACUGAUUGAUGGUACCUUCUGCCAAGCUGCUCUGAAAAAUAAAAUUCAGAUUAAAGAGCAGAUGCCGAAGUAUCUGAUGGGGGAAGUACAGCUAUGUACUACAAACUGUGUUUUAAAGGAACUGGAAUCACUUGGGAAGGAGUUAUAUGGAGCAAAAAUAAUUUUACAGAGGUUUCAGGUUCGGAACUGUGCACAUAUUAAGAGUCCAGUUGGUGCAUCUCAAUGUCUGCAGUCAAUGAUUGAUGGUAAUAACCCUCACCACUACUUUGUAGCCACACAGGACCAAGACUUGACAGCAUCAGUAAAGAGGAUACCAGGGAUCCCUCUGAUAUUUAUCAUACAAAACACAAUGGUUUUAGACAAACCUUCCCCUAGUUCUGCUGCCCACGUCCAGGCUGUGCAAACUGGACAACUGGUGACCGUUCAGCAGAAAGAAAGCAUUCAGACCCUGAAGGAGGAGCAGGGACUAGUGAAUUCAACAGAGCGCAAGGGCAGGAAACGCAAAAGGAAAGGUGGGCCAAACCCCCUGAGCUGUCUGAAGAAAAAAAAGAAGAUCCAGGGGCAGCAGCAGCAGCAGCAGCCUGCCGGGGAGAAGAAGAAAAGGAAACGACACAGGAAGCGUACAGGAGGGGGAGGUUUGCAGGUGGAAACCGUUGCUCAGAUUGAAAAAGCUUAAUACAGAGACGGGGGAUGGUUUGUUUCCACCUUAUUAAAUUGAAAACUCCCAACAUGAAUACAUUAUCAAGGCUGUAACAAGCUACUGUUUAACCACAUUUGUGAUUUCAUGAGACCGCUGUAGGUAAACCAAACCACACACCUGUAAAGAGCUGAUAGGUCAAACUAAAAGAAAUUAAUUCAAGAAGACAAACAGUGUGACUAAAACUGUUGAAAGCAAUAGACGAAACAAUUGUCUGACCAAUAUUCUUAUAAUGUACUGUUUGAAUGUUUAAAGAAGCCAAAGGUCUUAAAUCGUGAAGUAAUUUAUACAGUGCUGUGUAAAACAACAUUACAACCCAUAGACAAAUAGUGUCCCUAUAAGCAGUUGUUACUUGGGAGUCCUCAGAUACCAGAUCUAUUCUUACCUUUUGUUGUUCUUGAAUUCUGUUGUGUCACCACAUGCCAACUUUCAUUUCUGUGCUAUAAAUAGUUUUUCUUCAGUAGCAGCACAAAGUUCACAUCUAAUUCUGUAAAUCUCUCUAAAGAGUGAAACUGUACACCACUGAUGUGCUAUUUUAGAGGUAGCAAGAUUGGCAGUUUUUGUAUUUGGUAAUAUAAACAUGGGGCUCAUUCAAGAUGUGGCUACCAAAGCUAUACAUAGUGUAAUUAUUCACCAUAUGUUCAGGUUAUAGGAAUCAUAUUAAAUCUUUACUGAAUUUGUAAACCUGUUUCCUUCCAUGGUUCACUGGACCUUGAUCAGCAGUUAAUCAAUUAAAAGCACACAGAUAAGACUUAGUACUUGUACAAUACCAGUUUUUUUGUUUGUUUUUUAAAUCUGAUCAAUUCAGAGCAGAUUUAACUGGUGCCAAGGUGUUUAGAUUGCUUGCACCUGAUCAUUUAAAAAUACUGUUAACUUAAUUCUCUAAAAUUAAACCAAAAUGCUAGUGUCUGAAACCUCCUAGACCAGAUACAGUCAAUCAAAGGAGUGAGUGUGUGAUUGGCAGUUCCUACCUUAGCGCUUGCUUGUUGACAAAGCAAGUCACCGAUGGGCCGAUUUAAUCCACGGCCCCUUAUUUCGCCCCAACUGGAGGGGAGGAUUUAUUCAUAUUGUUUUCAUCCAUGAUUGUGAUUGACUGUCGUGUGUUCUUUGAAAUGAAAUCACAAAAGUAAGAGCAGUUUAUUGUUUUUUUUUUAAAUAUUUUUAGGAUUUUUUUUACGUGUUUUCUUUAGUUUAGAUAUGUCAGUCUAGUAAGUUUGCUCACCUUCCUAUAUUUUCCAUGUAAAAUGCUUUAAUUCGCCCUGAUAUUAUACAAGUAGUUUUAAGUUACACUAAGAAUGAGUGUGUAAAAUAUUUGAAUUUGAAAUUCUGAUGUGAAAUGAAUUUUAUAAAAAGCAUUUCAACUUGUAAAAACAAUUAUGAACGUAUUUUCUGCUAAAUAAAAAUAAAUACAUAAAUGAAGACCAAAGAGCAUUCUACAGAAGUUAGAG
Messenger RNA from Polyodon spathula (Mississippi paddlefish), 2419 nucleotides. It is a transcript of the gene utp23, whose product is annotated as UTP23 small subunit processome component. Gene Ontology annotation, cellular component: nucleolus; small-subunit processome. The transcript is spliced from 3 exons. Bases 192 to 950 code for a protein of 252 amino acids. The record is from RefSeq and is a predicted model, not a curated record. NCBI's taxonomy places the organism in Eukaryota, Metazoa, Chordata, Actinopteri, Acipenseriformes, Polyodontidae. Gene Ontology annotation, molecular function: small ribosomal subunit rRNA binding.